AUGAGCUCGUCAGCCAGCACAGCGGCCGUUUCCACACCAGUCUUCCAGUCAAGCAGACUUAAUUCAUCCCCGAGCGAGACCAAAUCCAUAGGAGCUGGCUCGUCUCAUACCCUACAAGCGGAACGAAUAUCCACAGAGUCGUCAAAUUCCGGAACACGACCUGCGGAAAUCAAGGAGUCGAACAACCCCAAAAGAAGUACUGGCAGAUCGAUUGCGGAAAUAAAUUUCACAAUUGGACCGCCCAUCACCAAGGCCACUCUAUCGGACCUCGACGAGGCGCGCAUUGUACGAAACUCGAAACUGCGCCAUGACAUCAACUUCGACCCCGAUUUGCAUUUUCGACCCAACAUCCUGGGCGAUAGGGGUAAGACGAGGCAGGAGCACUCACGGGCGUUUUGGAGGGCUCUGACAGAACAGCUGGGCAUGUUUGUCGACAAGAACAGACGGUCCGAGUUUAUGGAGCGCUAUGCGCACAGCGAUGAGUGGUGUCUGCCCCUGCUCUUGCGAACCAUCAAGGACAUUGUGGAGACGCUCGUGCCGGUGCAAGACCGCAGUCUUAUGGAGGAGGCGCUGAAUGUAAAUUUGCUGAUGCAGCAAUUCUACAAAGGCAUGCUGAAUCUGGAAGGAAUGGCCGAGUGGUUAGCAGGUGUGCUUAAGACGCAUUGUGCCCCCAUGCGUGACGGGGAGGUUAACAACAUGUUGGCACGUUUCCGCAUUGGAAGUCGCGAAGGCAACGUGGAACAACUGGUAAUGGGUAUGUGCGAGCUUUUGAGUGUGCUCGAGCAUAUGAAACUGGACUUGGCCAACCACUAUCUUCGCUGGAUGCGGCCUGCUCUCAUCACGGAGACGGUUCAUUACGAGCAGCGCAGAGUCAGCGAGGAGAUUGCAACAUGCAGGCUGGACAUUGGACGGUCAAAGUUAUGGUAUCAUCGCGCACAGCUCAAGUACGCCCAUGAGUGCACUAAAGGCUUUGGCGACAUGUCCAUCUUUUUCCGUGCCGUUGCGCGCCUCGUGCGACCUUUUCGCGCGCAGGAAGAAGAUGCGAUUCCGCCCGAAACCUUCCACUACGACAAGGACAGGCUGCUACGCAUUCGCAACGACGCUGUGAACAUUGUCAUCUGCAUGCGUGUCUACGAACACGUCCUACGCAUUCUCGGCGAGCGCCAAGGCGAGACGGAGACAAACAACUUAUACGUAUCCUUGGUCGCCAUCCUCCAGUCGACGUCCGCGACUAUCGAUCAAGCCAAGCGCUGGGCGGAGGCUGUCCCUCACAUGGCCGUUGAGAUCUUCCGCCAUGCUAAAGCCCCAUCCUAUAUGCUCGCCAUGGUCGAGUCCGCACUUGGCGAAGUCCUUUCUAACCCCCACGACGAACUCUUCGUAGACGUGGAAGCCGACUAUCACCGGCGUCUUUUAAAGGAACUCUGCAACCGCGUUCGGGAGUACAAUGGGAUGAGCAGCUGGAGCCUAUACACAGCCGCCGUAGAGAAAAGAAUACCCACCAGCGGCAAUAUGCCCCGCGACUUUUAUGAAUGCCUGCGAGACGGUAUGGACAGUGGCGUCAGUGAUCUGGCCAUGAGGCUGGCACACGUCGGCAUUCUGCACUGGAGGGUCUGGGUGGACCUGGCGUAUCGCAGCGAGUGA
Molecule: messenger RNA, 1641 nt
Organism: Emericellopsis cladophorae
Lineage: Eukaryota; Fungi; Ascomycota; Sordariomycetes; Hypocreales; Bionectriaceae
Exons: 1
Coding region: 1-1641 (546 amino acids)
Source: RefSeq, a predicted model, not a curated record